GUUGCAGGGUGUUGAUCUUAAUGCUCAGCAGCUUGCGAUUGUUGCAGGGCUUUGCGAAUGGAGAGAUGUUGUUGCCCGAGCAGAGGAUGAGAGUACUGGCUAUAUUUUACCUAACAAAACUCUUCUAGAAAUUGGUAAACAGAUGCCUGUGACUGCCAGUCAGUUGCGCCGGUUGAUGAAAUCGAAGCACCCGUAUGUGGAGCGGAAUCUUAAUUCUGUUGUUAGUAUCAUUAGGCAUUCAAUCCAAAAUGCAACUACAUUUGAAGUUGCUGCUGAACAUCUAAAGGAAAGACGCAUGGAAACAGCGUAUGAAGAAAAUAGAGUGGCUUCUGAUGAACCUGAAGAAUUGCAACCUCCUGAAAAGCCUGCAACAGUGAAAAUAUCAAUACGAGAAAGUACUGGAAAUGAUAGUGCAGCAAAUGGUAGCUUGCUUGAGGACCCACCAGCUUCAGUACAAGUUAAAGAGAGUUUUUUGGAACUUGGGAGAAGUGCUGCUGGAGUUGGCAGAAUCCAACAGAAAGGUUCUGUUGAGCAUUUUGGUGAAUAUGGGGGUGAAGCAUGUGGCUAUGUUGCCCAACUUCCGAGAGAGAACUUGACCAUAUCCUGUCAGAUCACAGAGAGUCAUACUGAAAUGAAUGUGUCUCACUCAGUUACUGGUGCAACUGUUCAGGUAUUAAAGAAGCCAAGCCGUGCUUUUGGGGCACUGCUGGGAAAUACAUCUUCAAAAAGAAAAUUUGAUCCUGAUAAAAAAGAAAAACAAGAGGUCAAGCUGGAACAGAUAAAAUCUACGGUAAACCUGCCAUUCCAUUCAUUUUUGGGCAGGGAUGAACCAAUGCAAACAGCUGUAAAAAAAGCUGCUAAACCGCUGGAAGUCUCCCAUGAUGGAGAACCUGUUGCCGUACCAGCUGGCAGCUCUAAUUUGGAAGAGGUUAUGCACUUGGAAGGUGAUACAAUUGUUGAGGAAUCAAUAAGCGAUGACAUACAUGCAACAAACGAUCAAUUGCAGCAUAGGGUAGAUGCUGCAGAUUCUGCUUUGGAUUUGGAUGGCGCAGAUGAGACUACUUUACUCUCUGAUUUGUCCUCCAGCUUCCAGAAGUGCUUGCAGUCACUAAAUCAAACAAGAAAGGCCAGCCAGCUUGAGAAUUCCCAGGAGUGUGAGGGACUUUUGCAGUUGAAACCUUUUGACUAUGAAGCAGCAAGGACACGGGUCAGAUUUGGGGCGGAUUCACGGGGAGAUAUGGGGGUAGAGGGUAAUGAGGGUGGUAGUAGGCUUGAUAUAGGGGAUACGAAAAAGAAUUCAGUCAUAGGUGGGAACCUGACAGAUGAAGCGGGUGGAGAUUUUCUCCAGGGCAGAAGACGUCAGGCUUUUCCAGCAUCCGGAAAUCGAAGUGCAACUUUUCGUUGA
This is a messenger RNA of Ilex paraguariensis (yerba mate), 1405 nucleotides long. NCBI's taxonomy places the organism in Eukaryota, Viridiplantae, Streptophyta, Magnoliopsida, Aquifoliales, Aquifoliaceae. The record is from the annotation of a GenBank genome assembly.